UUCUGAUGGCGGCCCGUCCCUCCCUCACCCGGAGCUUGGGCGUCCGGGCCCCGCAGAAGCUGCCGGAGGUGGCUGUACGGCCUUCUGGAGUGCGGGUCCCGCUCCUUGCCACCGACUCGUGAUCUUUUCUGCACUAAAGAGCUUGUCCCAACAACCUCCCGCGCCCGGAUCUUGCUUUUCCAAAUCCAGAAGACAGUGUGUGAAGCCAGGGGACAUCAGCCAUGCUCCAAACAACUUGGCCUCAGGAGCCAGUGACCUUUGAGGAUGUGGCCGUGUACUUCACACAGAAUGAGUGGGCCAGCCUGGACCCUGUGCAGAGGGUCCUGUACAGGGAGGUGAUGCUGGAGAAUUAUGCAAAUGUGGCUUCCCUGGUAGUGUUUCCAUUCCCCAAACCUGUUUUGAUCUCCCAGCUGGAAAGAGGGGAAGCACCAUGGGGCCCAGAGGUUGUGAGAGGCAUCAGUCCAGGUGGCGAGUACUGGAUCAAGAAUGAAGAGCCAAUUAUAAAGCAGGAAGCCUGUGAAGAAACAGAAUUGCACAGAAUCCCAGUUGGAGGACUCCUCAGGAACGUUUCCCAGCACUCAGAUUUUAAAAGCAAGGCAGUGAGGCAAACUUUCAGUCUAAAUCCAAAUCUGAUACUUCGAGGUGGAAUGAAGUUCUACGAAUGUAAAGAAUGUGGGAAAAUCUUCAGAUAUAACUCAAAGCUUAUUCGGCAUCAGAUGAGUCAUACUGGGGAAAAGCCUUUUAAAUGUAAGGAAUGUGGCAAAGCUUUCAAAUCUAGCUAUGACUGUAUUGUACAUGAGAAAAACCACAUUGGAGAAGGGCCCUAUGAAUGUAAGGAGUGUGGCAAAGGUUUGAGUUCCAACACAGCCUUGACUCAACAUCAGAGGAUCCACACUGGAGAGAAACCCUAUGAAUGUAAGGAGUGUGGCAAGGCCUUCCGUAGGAGCGCGGCGUACCUUCAGCAUCAGAGAUUACACACGGGGGAGAAACUCUAUAAAUGUAAGGAUUGUUGGAAAGCUUUUGGUUGUAGGUCGCUUUUUAUUGUCCACCAGAGAAUUCAUACUGGGGAGAAACCCUACCGAUGUCAGGAGUGUGGCAAAGCCUUCACUCAGAAAAUAGCCUCUGUUCAGCAUCAGCGAGUUCACACUGGGGAGAAGCCUUAUGAAUGUAAAGUGUGUGGGAAAGCCUUCAAAUGGUAUGGAAGUUUUGCUCAGCAUCAGAAAUUGCACCCUGUGGAGAAGAAGCCUGUCAAGGAUCUUGGGCCAUCCCUAGUCAGUCCCCAGUGCCCCUCUCCAGCCUUAUCUCCUGUUCCUCUCCAGGGGUCAUGCUUUGCUCCAGCCGUGGCCAUGCCUUCACUGACCUUUCCACAUGCUGUGCUCAUUCCUGCCUCUGGGCCUUUGUUCAUGCUGCUGCCCACAUCUGGAAUACCUUCUUCACCUGGCCAGGUAGUACGUGUCUUCCAGGGCCUUACUCCCACUGUGAAGCCUUCCCCAAUUAUGCUGGCCCCUUCUCACCCCUCAUGAGCUUUAUCUUAGUAUUCCUAUGGUUCUUACUCCCAGCAAAUAUCCAAACUAAUUUGAGUUUUAUUUGUAUUUUUUUCCCUCACUUUACAUGUGUUAGAACUGUGUCAGCAUAAACUCAUUUGUUGUCUACGUACAUUUAAAGACCAUGUUUAUAUACCAUAUUCUCUUUUCUUCUGGGUAGAAAAUGGAAAUACUUAACCUUCGCAUUGAUCCCUUUCAGGCUUGAACAGCAGUGUCUGUAUCUGCACUGUGGGGUUGUUAGAAGUGCUGGGAGUACACUUUGGUGUGUUAGGGAAGUUUGGGAAAGAGGAUAUCCUCAUACUGGGCCAUUGUGAUUAGAGAGAAGCAACCUGGGAAAAUCAGAAGGCGGCAUGCAAGACCUGUGGGAGUAGGGACAUGGAAUAAGCUUCCAGCAGUGGACUGUAGAAAAGAGUGCAUAUUGUUCAGUGGGCCAGUAGCUAGGAGGUGUGUUAAUACCAUUGAAGUUGCGUUGCCCUUGGCAUGAAUCGUUGAGGAUCCCGUACAUCUAUGCAAAAGAUAAUGUGAAGUAAACAGUAAAAACAAAAAAAAGUAUGUUUUGAUAGCAGUGAUAACUCAUUUACAUGAUUAAUUGCAAUCAUGUACAAUCAUGUCUUUAAACAUGAA
Cynocephalus volans (Philippine flying lemur) is the source of this 2168-nucleotide messenger RNA. It is a transcript of the gene ZNF621, whose product is annotated as zinc finger protein 621. Lineage: Eukaryota; Metazoa; Chordata; Mammalia; Dermoptera; Cynocephalidae. The transcript is spliced from 5 exons. The coding region runs from base 222 to 1523 and encodes 433 amino acids. The record is from RefSeq and is a predicted model, not a curated record. Gene Ontology annotation, biological process: regulation of DNA-templated transcription.